Uranotaenia lowii is the source of this 3508-nucleotide messenger RNA. RefSeq lists its product as uncharacterized. Gene Ontology annotation, biological process: transmembrane transport; monocarboxylic acid transport. Gene Ontology annotation, molecular function: monocarboxylic acid transmembrane transporter activity. The transcript has 5 exons. The record is from RefSeq and is a predicted model, not a curated record. NCBI's taxonomy places the organism in Eukaryota, Metazoa, Arthropoda, Insecta, Diptera, Culicidae. Bases 65 to 3130 code for a protein of 1021 amino acids.
UCCGCAUGCUAGCCCCCCAACUGGACCCAUUAUCCAGGCGUAGUAUUCGCCACAAUCUCGAACAAUGGAUAUCGUUAGAAUCUCCAACAAUAUCAGUAUCAGCGACGCCCCAUGUGGUCCGUCGCUGGCUCCAUCGCAGCAACAGCAACAGCAGACUCCACAACUGCAGCAACAUUCUAAAACAAAGGACAAUAAUGGCAAUAGAAACGGUUUAAACCAACAACCAACGAAUAAUAGUGGCAGCAGCAGCGGCGAUGGCUUUAGAUGUAAGAGUGGGAGCAACAACGGCAACUUUGCAUCGACCCCAAAGCAAUCGACACAGCUGGUUCCGGGAUCCGGAUCCAUCGGAUCAUCCGGUGGAUCCUUCAGCUCGACCGGCCAAGUGUCUAGUGAUUCGGGAAAUAGUUCCUGUGUGAGUGGGAGCAGUGGUGGAACUGUUCUCGAUGACCCAGAGACAAAGAAUUCUAGCUUCGGAAGUUGUACCAGUGCCGACGUGUUGGCGACCACCGACGAUGGCGCUGAAGAAGACGAAGAAGAACGUACCGGGGAACGGGAUGUUCUUUUUAAUAGGAACGUUUAUGUGAAUAAGAUCUACGACGAUGGCUUGAGCCAGGGGAAGAAUGUGAACAGUGUUGCCAGUGAUACGGUUAGCAAACGGGUUACUCUGGAUACUCAGAUCAGUUCGACCGAUACGGAUGACAACGUGGAAGAUGCUAAGCCACUGCUCCAGAUGGAUAGCGAAACGAAGCGUAAACCGAAAAGUAUUGUGAAGAGUCCUUCUAAUUUAAGCUUCAAUAGGGAGUCAAGUGCUCAAAAGCCGCGACUGAAUUUGCAGUUUCAGCAGCCUCUUGAUGACGUCAUCACUGAUCGUCCGGUGCAUCACGUUCAGUUUAGUAAGGUAGAGAAUGGGUACUACAGCCGUGCAGCGGUCACCGAUGAUGGAAUCCAUGGUUCCAAGCAACCCGUUUGUUCUAGUCCCGUGGGAAGUAUACUGUCACAUGGAUCAGGAUCUUCCAGCACGUCUUCCUCGAAUGAAAACAGUUCCCUCGGUGGGUACGCGGAGGCUCGGCCACCCGAUGGUGGUUGGGGUUGGGUUGUGUGCUUCGCUUCCUUUAUGGUCAACCUGAUCGCCGAUGGCGUAACGUUUAGUUUUGGAGUGCUGUAUGUGGAACUUUUGGAUUACUUUGGAGAAGGAAAAGGUAAAACGGCCUGGGUUGGCUCCCUGUUCAUGGCAAUGCCGCUGCUAUCGGGACCAGUGGCAUCGUUUCUCACCGAUCGCUACGGAUGCCGAAACGUGACGAUAGUUGGAUCGAUCCUUGCUAGCGCCGGAUUCGCCAUAUCGGCCUACGCCGACAGUAUUGAAAUGCUGUACUUGACGUUCGGGGUGCUGGCCGGAUUCGGUCUGAGCUUGUGCUACGUGGCCGCAGUUGUCGUUGUGGCGUACUACUUCGACAAGAAGCGUUCGUUUGCUACCGGUCUGUCGGUGUGUGGUAGCGGUAUCGGAACCUGCAUUUUCGCAAAGCUCACCCAGAUAUUGCUUGACGAAUACGGCUGGCGAGGUACAACACUGAUCUUGGCCGGGAUCUUUCUCAACAUGUGUCUUUGUGGCCUUCUGAUGCGUGAUCUCGAGUGGACCACGUACAAAUCCAAACAAAAACGUAAACAACUGCAACAGAAGGAAGCAGAUUCGUACUCUGUUAGUAAUUCAACGAAUACGGCAGGGACGGCUAGUAAUCUGAAUGCUACCGAUGCAACACUUGCCGCCAAUGGUGGAGCUACGAACAACGGUAAAGAACAACUUGCCCCUGGGGAAGAGAUCGAUCCACGCCUGUUCAGCUCAUUGAUAACGCUUCCUACCUUUAUUAAAAACGGCGAAAAAGUACCAGUCGAAGUAUUAGAGCUACUCUACAAGCAACGAAAUGUGCACGAGCAUGUUUUGCAAAACUAUCCUAAUCUGCUACAUUCUCGUAGCUUCAGUGAGCCACUAGCAUCUAAGAGUAACGAACAGUCAUCCGAAAAGACUGGCGAUGACGGCCAUAACGAUCAGGUCGUAUCGGAAGAGUCCAAGAAGGAUCCUCUGAACCUGCCCCCGGGAGAUGACGUUGAGCAUCACCACCCAUUCCUACGACGUGCCCACAGUCAUAGGCCUACAGGUUUGCGCACACCAACUACCGCCUAUCUGAAGGACCUACGGAUGCACAGGCACUCGCUGACCUAUCGCGGGGCCAUGCUCAACAUCCAGCGCUACCGACUGCGGGCUUCCUCCUGUCCUGACAUCUACCGAAACUCGAUGACGACGAUCGCCAAGGAGAAAACCGCCUGGUAUCAGGGGAUAGAUGAGUUCAAGACACUGCUGGUCAGUAUUUUGGACCUUUCCUAUUUCCGUGAUAUCCACUUUCUGCUGUUUGCGGUCUCGAAUUUCCUGCUGUACACCUGGUACGAUGUGCCGUACGUGUAUCUGACGGACAAUGCGACUGAGAUGGGUUUCACGCCGUCCCAGUCGUCGACGCUGAUUUCGAUUAUCGGCAUUGUGAACAUGGUCGGUGAGAUCGCACUCGGCUGGAUGGGAGAUCGCAAGAAUGUGAAUGCCAACUUCACAUACGCCGUCUGUAUGGGUUUUUGCGGUUUGGUCACCGCUCUUGUUCCUCUUUUUACCGAUUAUUAUGCCCUUUCUUUUCUGGCGGGAGCUUUCGGGCUGUUCAUCGCUGCCAACUAUUCCCUCACGAGUAUUAUCCUGGUCGAGCUGAUCACCCUGGAGCGGUUCACCAAUGCCUACGGGUUGUUGCUUUUGGUGCAGGGCGUGGCCAACCUCAUCGGACCACCGUUAGCUGGUUGGAUUUCGGACAUAACUGAGGACUACAAUCUGGCGUUCUAUCUGGCUGGUGUCUUCAUAGCCAUUUCGGGAGCGCUGCUGUUGGUGCUGCCAGCUAUCGGACAGUACAAGAAGUAUCACCAGCGGCGUGCGUCCAAAGACAAAAAGACGUUCGAUUGCUACGGGAUGAAUCAUCUGACAGUAAGUUCUAUCUUCGUAUAUUUAUUGAGCGGGAAAAAAUCACAUGUCCUUGUAGAAUUUAUGGUUUCUAAAGUAAACGGGCUUAAUUUUGGAAGUUGGGAAGCUUUAAGUUGGUAGAUACUUAUUGUUAUCAAUUUUGCUGAGACGUAUCCUCAGAAGGCUUCGUACUUCGAUUCGUAGUUUAUUUCCACUGUAUUAAAACCAGUAGAAACGAAAACAACCUGCAAUUCCUUUUCCUUACCAAACCCAAAGGUAACAUUUUCCAAACUCUGUGUCGAUGGCUAUAUCCAUGGAUGGCAUAACUCCGCAGAUCGGCUUGUUCAGUGCAAGAGGUGCAAUUUUUUCGUCUGCUCCCCCAACCUGUGCCGGAAGAGAUUCACUGCAAACAAGAGUGAGAUUGUCAAAAUAUAAGCGUGAGCGAGAGCAUUCAUGGAUGCUGAUGAAUUCCCUUCUCCGGAAAAAUCUAUUGUUGCGCAUUGUGUUGAGGAGAAAUUU